Fusarium graminearum PH-1 is the source of this 324-nucleotide messenger RNA. RefSeq lists its product as uncharacterized. The transcript has a single exon. The record is from RefSeq and is a predicted model, not a curated record. Bases 1 to 324 code for a protein of 107 amino acids. NCBI's taxonomy places the organism in Eukaryota, Fungi, Ascomycota, Sordariomycetes, Hypocreales, Nectriaceae.
AUGUAUCAGUUCAGUGAGAUCCAAGAUGAUGGUGAGACGCUGCUUUCUCUCGCUGCUGAGCAUGAAUGGGAUGGACAGCUCAAAUGGGAGGACAUUGUGAAUAUGUCGCCUCCAGAGUUUAUGGAUCGCAAAGACAACGAGGGCAAAACUCCGGAAGAGGUUCGGGACGAUGCCAGGAAGCAUCGCUAUGAGCUGCAGCAGCACACGGAGGAUAUGAGGCAGCAGCAAAGGAGACUAGGCAUGGCCGAUUAUUCUUCUCCUCCUCCUUCCCCUUCUUCCUCCUCCUCGUCGUCCUUGUGUUUAGAUCCAAGUACAGAUGAUUGA